CACGGAUGUCACAUCCAGGAUAACAAUGGAGGAACGAACAGUUCUGUGCAGUGGCCAAAUACAAUAAAAUAUCGUACAAAAUUAGCAACGAUAAGUGUUUUUCCUACAACAGAAGCAGAUUUUGAUUCGUCAAACAUAAAACCUUUUUACAUACAACGAAUAACCAUCAAAUCGUGCUUUAUGGAAAUAAUCGCUAGCUCCCAGCUAACGGUAACGUCUUAUUGGGACUUAAGCAUUUUGUAGAGAUAUAAACAUACGUUUUUUGGUCAACAUUUGAAACAUGUUCACGGAUGAAACUCUUGACAUAAUUGGUGCCGAGUCGACAUGGAGAAAGUCACAUCAGCAAACACAAGAAUCAAGAAGCUGUCAAACUCUUCCAGUUGACACAGCAGAGGUUGAAACACAAGCCAGAGAUGUGUCAGACAACAGCACCCAGACACAAGACCAGAUCAGUCAAACACUCUCUCUAGAUCGAGACAUAUCGGACUUUCCUGGUUUGCUGGACUUCUUGCAUAAAGUUGAAGACAUAGUUAUCAAAGAACUGGUGAAAAACUCCAAGAGCCAUGCUUUUGAUGGGUUUCGAGUGAACUGGGAGGAUCAGACCGAGUCGGUGUCUUGCAUGUACCGUCUUCAGCAUGUUGAGGCUCAGGAAAGGGGUCUGCAAGUCACUGGUGUGUCCUGGAACUGCACCGGCUCGGUCAUAGGCUGUGGAUUCGGCCGUGUGGAUGAUGGUGAUUGGAGCAAUGAGAAGGCUUAUGUGUGCACAUGGAACCUGGACCGGCAGAACCUGAACCCAAAGCGGCCGGAUGUGAUCAUAGACGUGCCCACUCCGGUCAUGUGUCUGUGCUUCCAUCCUGUCAGACCGUCUGUGGUUGCUGGGGGGCUGUACAGUGGUGAGGUGGUGGUCUGGGACACCAGCCGCUCACAGGACCUCAUUUUGGCUCAGACGGGAAUGUCUGCAGAUACCCACCGUGAACCAGUUUUUCAGGUCAGCUGGGUCCCAGGAGCUCGCAGAGGGGAGUUUAUGGUACUGAGCGCCGGUUCAGGAGGAAGAGUUCUGUUGUGGACUGUUGAUGGAGCUGAAGCCAAACUCAUCUUGAGUUCUGGAUAUGCCCUUGUUCAACAGCAGGUGCCUCAGUGUGGAGCAGCAAGCAGGACCCGAGGUAGUACCACUAUAGGAGUAACCUCUGUUGCACUUUCCCCGUGGGACCUGGACACAUUCCUGGUGGGCUCAGAGGGAGGCCUUGUGCUCAAAUGCUCCUUCAGCAGUGAGACAGUGUCAGCAGUGCCCCCUGAUGGUGAGAGCGUGACACUGCGGGCCCCCGUGCAAUUCUCUUUCUCACCACUGGGGGGCCCUGUACACUCAGUUCACUUCUCACCGUUCCAUAGGAAUCUGUUUGUAAGCGUCGGGACAGAUGGUUUGGCUCACCUGCACACUGUGCUCCAGCCCCGUCCCCUGCUGUCUCUACGGGUGUCCGAUUCAUACGUGUUUGGGGUGAGGUGGUCACCUACACGCCCUCUAGUCUUUGCUGCAGCCACAGGACAGGGUUUGGUCCAGAUGUUUGAUUUGGGUCGGAGGUCUUUAAGGCCAGCUGCCACAGUUGACCAGAACACAAGUGGUCAGCCAACAUAUUGUCUGGAGUUCAACCCCAAACACACAAAUCUGAUGGCAGUGGGUAAUGCAGAUGGUAGUGUCAACAUCUGGCAGCUCAGUGCCGAGUUAACAGAACAAGGUGCAAAGGAGACGGCAGUGCUAGAACAGUUGGCCAAUGAGGUGGUGGACUGAGUCUGUUUGAGCUUCCUCUUUUCAGACUGUCCUGAUCAGGCUUGAGCAUUCUUAAAAACACAUUCACAUAUCUUCAACUGUAUAUUUACACUGUAAAAUAAAAAAACACUUGACAAUUCCUUCCAGUUAUAA
This is a messenger RNA of Carassius gibelio (silver crucian carp), 1918 nucleotides long. Its product is annotated as cytoplasmic dynein 2 intermediate chain 2. Gene Ontology annotation, molecular function: dynein light chain binding; dynein heavy chain binding. Gene Ontology annotation, biological process: intraciliary transport. NCBI's taxonomy places the organism in Eukaryota, Metazoa, Chordata, Actinopteri, Cypriniformes, Cyprinidae. Bases 281 to 1786 code for a protein of 501 amino acids. The transcript has 9 exons. Gene Ontology annotation, cellular component: cytoplasmic dynein complex; ciliary plasm. The record is from RefSeq and is a predicted model, not a curated record.